Molecule: messenger RNA, 1623 nt
Organism: Epithele typhae
Lineage: Eukaryota; Fungi; Basidiomycota; Agaricomycetes; Polyporales; Epitheliaceae
Exons: 10
Coding region: 1-1623 (540 amino acids)
Source: RefSeq, a predicted model, not a curated record
AUGUGGCCCCGCACACACAUUAAAGACGCUGCUCUCCAUCUUCCUGCCGUCCCCAGGUCAUCUUCUGUGCUCGAGCCAACCCCUGAAUCCCAUCAGCAAGCACCGCCCGAACCUCAUCAACCUGGACAAGAACACUCGCACCAGGCUUUCCGCAAGGGCGCGUCUACCCACACUCCCCGACUCAUCACCGACAAGAACGGCCUCGACGCAUACGCGCUCGUCAAUGGUAACGUCGCCGUCGGCAGAUUCGAAACGUUUCUUGACUCGGGAACCACCCCCAUCCGUCGACAGCGCGAUGGUCUAUAUGGCGAAUCCACCCAGGGCGAAUACUACUCGAAGUACCAUUGCCACUCGCUCCCCCAGGUCGUGUUCAACUCGGGCGGCCACUUGUGUAUCUUCAACCUCGGCGAGACCGCCGGCCCCGGCAAAUGCGCGAUCGUGGACCUCGGUCUCGGCCACUCGUUCAUGACCAACGCAGAUAUCACCUUCGUCCCUCGGGUCGCGACCGUCUUUCCCCCCAUCCCAAUGUCGCCUCGGACCACCCCCUCGGCCGUUCUCGCUCUUGUAAUCCUUGCGCUCCGGCUGUCCCCCCCUGCGGCGGCCCAGGGCACCUUCGGCGCCGGGCCUGGCACGAACGCGACAUGUGGACCUGCUUACGACUGGAUGGACAAUCACCUCUCCCCGCCACAAUCCCCAUGCUACGUUGCUUCCUUCCUGCUCUCCGAGUGCAGUUCACCCGCUUCCUCAUGGGUUUACCCGCUCGGUGACGGCCAGAUCUACACCAUCCCGACUGCGGACGACACCGACAUCCAAUGUGUUUGCAACUCGGUGUGGUACAACAUCAUCGAGGCUUGCGCAACUUGCCAGGGCCAGAGUGUCAACGUCCCACCAUGGCUCAUGUACACCGCGGCGUGCAAGACCGCGAACGCUGGCCCCACGAUCGGAUCCAUCCCGCGAGGCUUUCCCAUCCUCACCGGCAUCCCUUCCUGGGCCUUCCUAGACCCAACACUCACGGGCACCUUCGACGCCUCCGCGGCCUCCUCCGUCGCGCUGUCCAACCCGACCGACUCGACCCAAGUCCGCUCCUCCACCGCAUCCUCCGCCACCUCCACCUCCUCCACACGGACGACCGCGAGCGCCGACCCCGGCUCUCCUUCCAACGGGUCCGACAACGCCUCCAGCUCCAGCGGCGCCAAGAGCGACGUCGGCCCGAUCGUCGGCGGCGUCGUCGGCGGCCUCGCCGCGCUCGCGCUCGUCGGCGGCGCGACGUACCUCCUUCUCCGUCGCCGCCGCGCGCGCGAGACGUACCCCGGACCGUCGCACGGGCAGUUCGAUGUCGCACCGCCGCCGCCGCCGCCGAUGAGCAUGUACGGCGGCAGCGCGGGCACCGGGUACGCCGCCGAACCCGGCGCGCAGCCGUACGGGAGCCCCGUCCCGGCCGAGAGGGAGCGCUCUCCGGACGCGUUGGUCCCGCCCAGGCUCUACGACCCCAACGACCCGUCGACGUUCCCGAACGCGCAGGCGUACCACGCGGAUUCGGCACGAUCGCCGACAACACAGGGUAGUGCACGGGGUAGUGCACAGGGUGCGCAGUUGGGCUACAAGGGCAUCCCCGAGAUGUAG